Messenger RNA from Quercus robur (English oak), 2297 nucleotides. RefSeq lists its product as uncharacterized. Lineage: Eukaryota; Viridiplantae; Streptophyta; Magnoliopsida; Fagales; Fagaceae. Bases 325 to 2136 code for a protein of 603 amino acids. The transcript is spliced from 5 exons. The record is from RefSeq and is a predicted model, not a curated record.
AAAGCUUACCGUUGCCAACGUCCACUCACUACUACAUGAAAACUCCGUGAAUCUUGAUCUCACACCAAAACAUUCAAUGCUUCUUCUUCAGCUCUGCUUUGAUCCGUACAAAAUCAAUUCGUUCACACCCAAAAUCAAUUCUUUUUGACUCCUCUUCUUUUUUUGGUUCCUAAUUCAAUUCUUCUUUGUUUACUAUUCUUGAAUUUCUUGGUUCUUUGUUGGGUUUCUUUCUUUGAUUUCAAGUUUUAAUCUUUUUCUUCUUUCUUUUCUCAAAUCUCAAUCUCUCCUUGAGUUUGACAAUUGGGUUUUUGAAAAAGGGCUGCCAUGGCAACAUUGGCACCAGGAAUACUGAUGAAGCUUUUGGAUGGCAUGAACACGGGGAUGAAACCCACGAGUGAGCACAGAAACUCGCUUUUGCAGGUCACAGAUAUCGUUCCGGCUGAUCUUGAUGAGAAGAAUCUUUGGCCAAGCCAUGGAUUUUACAUUAAAGUCUCUGAUUCUUCUCACUCAAUCUAUGUCAGUCUUCCUUCAGAACAAGAUGAUUUUGUUCUCAGCAAUAAAAUGCAGCUUGGGCAGUUCAUCUAUGUCGAUAGAUUGGAGCCGGGAUCUCCUGUUCCCGUCAUAAAAGGAGCUAAACCAAUCCCAGGCCGACACCCAUUUGUGGGGACACCAGAACCGUUAAUGGGUCUUAGAGAGAAAGGUGAACCAAGGUCCAGUUCAAAGCUCUCGGCUCAAACUCACAGAAGGGGUUCUUGGGGGACAGGAGGGACAGAGGGUGUCUCUGUUUCGUCUCCCAUGAUUUUCAAGCCGGUUAAUUUGGAUUUCGAUCAGUGUAGUACACCGGUGAAAGAGCGUGGUAGUAAUAAUUUUCCAAUGUCUCCGAUGAUAAGAAGAGGGAGGGUUGGCAAGGAUGGAAAUUGUAGCGCCGGUGGAGGUAUUAGAUGUUCAUUUGGUGGUGGGCUCUUGGCAAAGAUGGUGGAUAAUAAUAAGGGAGAAAGCCCUGCUGCUAUGCUUAGGAAAAGCUGUGUAGCCCCUUCUUCUGCUUCGAAAUUCCCGAGGAGUAGGAGCGUUUGUGAAAGAGAGCCUAAGAUCCCAAUAAGUCCCUUCAACUUAGCUGAAAAGAAAAGUGCCACUCCUCCGCCGAGUACACGGAGUGCAAGAGUGGCCACUUCCCUCAAUAUGGGUGGAGAUGCCCAGAACUCCAACUCAAACUCAAAGGUGACACCUCAAUUACAAUCUCAGCCUGAUAAUCCAGCUUCUGAUAUCAGCACUAGCACCAGUCUCCCCAUGAAUUUACCUGGAAAACUUAGCAUAUUGGGCAAGGAAGCAGUGCAGCAGCGAGAAACAGCACAGAAAAUUGCCCUUCAAGCACUAAGAGAUGCUUCGGCUACUGAAACAUUAGUUCGAUCUCUCAAGAUGUUUUCCAACUUAAGCAAAUCAGCUAAACCUGAUGCUCCUGCGGCUUGUUUUGAUCGGUUUCUGGAAUUUCAUCACCAAAUUGUGCAAGCAGUGACUGAUAUGGUGUCCAUUCAAGCAGCUACUUCAGCUUCCGAAAUGGCUCAAAAUCCAAAUGCCAAAAAAUCUGAAGAAGAGUCCCCUGGAUUUCACGAAAACAUACACAACUCAAUGGACCAAAGCCGAAAUUCAGAACUAAAUUUAUCCAAAAGGCGAACAGCAUUAUACAAAUCCAUUGCAGUCUUUCCUGAAAGAGGUGAGCAGAAGACAAGUAUGGGAAAAGUCCUGAGAUCAAAUUUCAACCACAAGUCAUCUUUGGAUAGAAAACCGUCUUCCCCACUUGGAAAACUGCCACUUGAAGCUGAUGCUAUAGGUGAAAACGAUGAAAACAAGAAACCAGCCUCUUCCUACAGCAGCCUAAGCAAUACAAUCAAAUUGGGGAAACAGGUUGAAACAGAAGCUGGAAACUGGUUUAUGGACUUCUUGGAGAAGGCAUUGGAAAAGGGCAUGAAGAAAACAAAAGGAGCAGCAGAUGGGGAUAUUAAGAAAGUUCCUCAGUCUCUCAUACUGAAGGUUAUUAACUGGGUUGAGGUAGAGCAAUCUGAUGGUAGUAAGCGUCCGGUUCAUCCCAAGGCAGCACAGGUGGCCCGGAAGUUGAGGAUCAAGAUGAAGAAUCCUUGAAUACAGAACAUAAGCAGAGUCUAUCAAAUUUUUUCUUUUUAUUGACAUUGUCUAUGUUCCAACUAUAUGGAGAUUCUGUUUGCAGUUGUUGAAUCUCUUGUGCAUGCAUGUACACGUAUCGAUUGAAGCAUUUAUUCAUAUAUUCAUUCAUUUUCCUUUAA